AUGGCGUAUUCUGUGGGAGCCGCUCUGCUUCUCUUAUUUCUUUUGAAAGCGCUGGGUCUGCGUCUGCCUCCUCUCCUGAAAGCGUGGCAAACCAUUACUCCCGACAUUUUGUUGGAGCUUCAUGAGGUCUUCAAAAUUCCUGCUGGUGCGGAUGCGUCUGUGGAUAUGGUGCGGUCGGUACUUCUUGCAGAUGAUCAAUAUGCAUGGGCCAACCUGGAGCUUGGCUGGCCUGUGAUGCAGGACAUGCUGAAGCGACAUCAUAGACGCUUUCCUUUGCAGAGCGCUUCUGUGGCUUCUGCUGCAGAAGAUUUGCGACGCAAACACAAUGGUAGGUGUUUGCCAGAUGAUGCCAUUGCAAGUCAGGUGCAAGCUCUGCUGUCUGCGGUUGCAGCUGAUCCAGCGAGUUUGCAAUGUCCGCACUGGAUUGAGUUGCUUGGAUAA
Cladocopium goreaui is the source of this 441-nucleotide messenger RNA. NCBI's taxonomy places the organism in Eukaryota, Dinophyceae, Suessiales, Symbiodiniaceae. The record is from the annotation of a GenBank genome assembly.